AUGGAGAAUCAAGAGUACGCGGAAAAACUCAGACCAUUCCAGGAAGGUCUGGGACAUAAGCCGGACGCGGUAGAGACGCGGGCCCGGUAUCUGGUCGGCGGCGGACAAAAUCGGCGCCGGUUCGACACGGAGGGCACGACGAAACGGUUCCAGCACCUACUUGGUCUGAGCCCGCUGUUCCGGCAUUUCAUUGAGCGCAAGGCGGCGAAGGACGAGCGGUUCGGGCAGGUGCUGCGGGUGCUGGACGACGGGCGGCAGGCGGGGCGGCACGAGGACAAGCGGCGGCGCAAGACAGAGCGCGAGGAGGACGCGGAGCUGCUGCGCGAGGAGGACGCGGAGCUGCUGCGCGAGGAGGAGGAGGGCCCGGACGCGGCAGCAGCCGACUACGAGUUUCAGUUCCGCGAGUCGCCGGGCUUUGUGGACGGGCGCCUGCGGCCUUACCAGGUGCAGGGCGUGAACUGGCUGGUAUCGCUGCAUAAGAACAAUUUGGCAGGCAUCCUGGCGGACGAGAUGGGGCUGGGGAAGACUCUGCAGACGAUCACGUUUCUGGGCUACCUGCGCUACAUCGAGAAGAAGCGCGGCCCGUUUUUGGUCAUUGCGCCGAAGUCGACCUUGAACAACUGGCAGCGGGAAAUCAACCGCUGGACGCCGGACGUAGACGCGUUCAUCUUGCAGGGCGACAAGGAAGAGCGCGCCCGCCUGUGCCAAGAGCGGCUCCUCGCGUGCAACUUCGACGUCGCCAUUGCAUCCUACGAGAUCAUCAUUCGCGAGAAGGCCUCCUUUAAGAAAAUAGAUUGGGAGUAUAUUGUGAUCGACGAGGCUCACCGGAUCAAGAACGAGGAAUCGAUGCUGUCACAGGUGCUGAGGGAGUUCAGCUCGCGAAACCGCUUACUGAUCACGGGGACCCCGCUACAGAAUAACCUGCACGAGCUGUGGGCCUUGCUGAACUUCCUGCUCCCGGACAUCUUUUCGGACUCGGCCGCGUUUGACGAGUGGUUUUCCUCAGAGGCAUCUGAUGACGAUAAGGACAAGAUCGUCAAGCAGCUCCACACGAUCCUCCAGCCGUUCCUCCUGCGCCGUAUUAAGAGUGACGUCGAGACAUCCUUGUUACCGAAGAAGGAGCUGAAUUUGUAUGUUGGGAUGUCUAGCAUGCAACGCAAGUGGUACAAACAGAUACUAGAGAAGGAUUUAGAUGCUGUGAACGGGUCGAACGGUUCGAAGGAAUCAAAGACGAGGUUGUUGAAUAUAAUGAUGCAGCUGAGAAAGUGCUGUAACCACCCGUACUUGUUUGAUGGCGCCGAACCCGGACCACCUUAUACCACCGAUGAACACUUAGUUUACAAUUCAGCAAAAUUGAAGGUUUUAGAUAAGUUAUUGAAAAAAUUGAAGGAGGACGGUUCACGUGUACUAAUUUUCAGUCAGAUGUCCAGGUUGCUAGAUAUACUGGAAGACUACUGCUAUUUCAGGGGGUACGAGUACUGUAGGAUUGAUGGCUCCACGGCGCACGAAGAUCGUAUCGAGGCAAUUGAUGAAUAUAAUGCUCCGGAUUCCCGGAAGUUCAUAUUCUUGCUCACCACGCGAGCAGGUGGUUUGGGUAUCAACUUAACUACAGCAGAUGUGGUUGUUCUGUAUGAUUCGGACUGGAACCCUCAGGCUGACUUGCAAGCUAUGGACAGGGCGCAUAGAAUCGGGCAGAAGAAGCAGGUGAAGGUCUUUAGGCUAGUGACAGACAACUCGGUUGAGGAAAAGAUCCUAGAGAGAGCUACACAGAAGUUAAGAUUAGACCAGUUGGUUAUACAGCAAGGCCGAACGUCUAUAUCCAAGAAAGAAAACGCAAAGGACGCGAAGGAUGCGCUUCUGUCUAUGAUCCAGCAUGGUGCUGUGGACAUGUUUAGAAGCACUGACACCAGCAACGCCUCUAGCGCUAAGGGAACCCCACAACCGGAAACAGGCGACAAGGAUGAUGAAGUAGACCUUGAAUCUUUGCUAAACAAAUCUGAAAAUAAAACCAAAUCCUUGAAUGAAAAGUAUGCUGCUCUGGGUCUCGAUCAAUUGCAGAAAUUCAAUCAGGACUCCGCCUACGAAUGGGAUGGACAAAAUUUCAAGAAGAAGCUCACCAAGGACAUCAUCAACCCCCUCUGGAUAGAACCAACCAAACGUGAGAGGAAGGAGAACUAUUCCAUUGACAACUACUACAAGGGCGUCUUAAACACUGGUGGGGCGCGGCCUAACCAGGCGGCGGUACCAAGAAUGCCGAAGCCACAGCCGUUCAACAGCCAUCAAUUACUUCCACCUCAAUUAAAGAUACUAUAUGAGAAGGAAAGGAUGUGGAUGGCGAAGCGAACAAAGUAUACCCCAACUAUGGAGGACGUGAAGACCACCUAUGGUGACAUCGAAUCGGAGGAAGAAAGGGCUUCGAAGCUGGAGCUCCUAAAAAUAGCGGUGGCCAAUGCUCAACCUUUGACGGAGGAGGAAGAGAAGAAUAAGGCAGAGUGGGAACGUGAGGGCUUCCAUAACUGGAAUAAGCUAGAAUUCCGUCGCUUCAUCACAGCCAGCGGCAAGUAUGGCAGAAACUCCAUCAAGGCUAUCACCGCAGAGCUGGGGGGUACCAAAACCGAAGAAGAAGUCCGCGCAUACGCGGAGGCUUUUUGGACGCAUUUGGAAAGGAUAGAGGACUAUGAGAAGUAUGUCAAAGCUAUCGAGACGGAGGAAGAAAAACUCAAACGAGUCAAGAUGCAGCAGGAGGCAUUACGGCGAAAGAUCAGUCAGUGCACCAAUCCACUCUUUGAUCUUUCCCUGAAGCACCCUCCGUCUUCAAACAACAAGAGGACGUUUUCCGAGGAGGAAGACCGCUUCAUCUUAAUCAUGCUAUUCAAGUAUGGCCUGGAUAGAGAGAACGUAUACGAGCUGAUCCGAGACGAGAUAAGGGACUGUCCUCUCUUCGAACUCGACUUCUACUUCCAGAGCAGGACACCCGCAGAACUGCAGAGACGAGCCUUCACGCUGCUCCAAUGUUUGGAGAAAGAGUUUAGCACUGGCGUGGUGCUAGAUGACGCGAUGAAGGCAAGAAUGAAGGAGGAGGACACUGCAGCCGAGAAAUUGCGCGCGGAGGAGGCUAAGCGCAUAAAGGAAGAAGAGGAUGCAGAAAAGGAACGCGAAUCCCCCAUGCCAGUGCAUGUAGACGCUGUGGCUGACCCAGUGGCUGAAGUCCCUACAGCCAACGAGGAUGGUCCGGAGGCUAAGAAGCCAAGAAUAGAGUAG
This is a messenger RNA of Eremothecium gossypii ATCC 10895, 3261 nucleotides long. It is a transcript of the gene ISW1, whose product is annotated as chromatin-remodeling ATPase ISW1. The coding region runs from base 1 to 3261 and encodes 1086 amino acids. The record is from RefSeq and is marked provisional. Gene Ontology annotation, cellular component: chromatin; nucleus. The transcript has a single exon. Gene Ontology annotation, molecular function: DNA binding; histone binding; ATP hydrolysis activity. Gene Ontology annotation, biological process: regulation of transcription by RNA polymerase II; nucleosome organization. Lineage: Eukaryota; Fungi; Ascomycota; Saccharomycetes; Saccharomycetales; Saccharomycetaceae.